UUUUAUCGCAAUCGCAGAGUGUGUGCUUUUGUCCACGCAGGUUUGUAUACUCAUUUAAUGAGUAUCACAUGGCGUCUCAUUCUGCAAGCACGGGGUGUGGUCAAAGGAAAUGGACGAGCGGUUUAUCAGAAGGGUAUAAUAACUAUUUAUCCAGCCUAAAGUCCGAAGAUUUAUCGCUUUUCAGUAAAUUUGCAAACAUCACCCGAAGAGGAAAGAACAAUUUUUCCAAGAAUAAACAUUCGUCAAUAUUUUUGUAAUUAAGCCUGGGAAGCUGUGCUAUAUUCAUUCAUUUCAUGUUGGGCCAGAAGUGUUAGUUUUCUAUCAGUUUUAAAUGAAAAUUGUUUGUUUCCAAAUUUGAUUAAAAAUUUGCUGAGAUAUUCUUCAAAAUAUUGUUAUUUCACAGAAGUGGCGUCAAAGAUGGUUUGUCUUGCGUCAUUCAGGUCUUCUUCCUGGACAAUUUAUUCUUGAAUAUUUUACCGAUAACACUUGUAAAAAACUGAAGGGUAGAAUCGACUUAGACCAAUGUGACCAAGUUGAUGCUGGUAUCUCAUUCGACAGCAAAAGAACGAGCUAUCAACAUAUGUUUGAUCUUAGGACACCUAAAAGAACAUAUUAUCUGGUCGCUGAAACUGAAGCAGAGAUGAAUAAAUGGGUGGAGUGCAUAUGCUCUGUUUGUGAAUUGAAAAUCCACAUGGAAGAAGAUUUUCUUGUGCCUCAAGAUUCAAGUACUUCAUCAAACAACAACAAUGUAACAACUCAACCCGUUUCAUCCAACUCUUACCAUUCUAAAAACUCUUCUAAUCCUUAUAUUCCAAUAAGUGAAUGCCAUACUGGAAAACCUAUACUGAAUGGUUUAACAAAUGACUUAUCUGUUCAAGGAAACCCUAGUUCUUCUGUUAAUAAUUUUGGAUGUUCUGAUUUACCUAAAGAUCCACCACCACCACCUCCAAAAAUAGACUUGUCCUUAAUAGCAGAUGAAUUUUAUGAUCAUCCCAAACCCUUGGGAACUGGCAGUAACAACCUCAAUACAUCCACAUCUGACAUUGAUGUAGACGAUACUUACAAAGUUCCUGUUCAGUCAAAAUCUGAUUUAACACACAUUUACAACAAUGAUGUAUUUAAUACUUUGCCUCCUAAGGUGAAUUGGAAUACUUAUCCUGAAGGAUCUUGCCCUCCUGCCAGUAGUACAGUACCCAGAAGAAAAUCAAGUACUAAGGAAGAAGUGAAUGUAUACGAUGUUGUUCCUUCUUUUCAUGGUUCUAUUAAAGAUAUUAAGCCCCAACCUAGAAAGGUUCAAACUUUAGCGAGCCAUUUUGAAAAUCUAAAUUUGCAGUCUUCUGUUGAAGAGGCUUCAAAUGAAAAUGACUCAAUUUAUGUGAAUCAAGCGAGUAGUGUACCUCCGAGGCCUCCCAAACCUUCCAAACUGAGAGAGAGGCACAGGUAUGAGAAUUUUGAACUUCCAUUUCAAGCACAAAAAGAGGACAAACAUAUUUAUGAUGUUCCACCCUCUACCAAGAGCUCAAAUGCUGAAGCCCCUCUUCCUAAAAAUGACAACAGUGAAAAUCCUUCAGCGGAUUCUUCAACAGUUAAAGAAUCCACUAUGGAUGAUACAUAUGACUUCCCCAAGUUUCGUACUGAAGAGGAUAUCAAUAUUCCUGUACCCCUCUCGCAAAAUACUGGCACGUCACAAAGGACUAGACGCCAUGCCUAUACUAAUGCUCCACCUGGCCUUUUCAAUAGUAAAGAUUUGAUAUUUAACUACGAAUACAGGCCAAGUUUGAUGACUACUGAUGGUUAUUUAAGUGGUGAUGCAAUGAAAAAUGUGCAGUCAAGUAGUGAUGCUGCCACCCCACCUAGCCCAUCAGCAAUAGGUGCUUAUGCUAAUGUACCUACUAGUCCAACACUCUCCUCUAACUUUCUCAGUGAAUUGCCUCCUGCCGUUAACAGAGAAUUGAAGCCAAAGCGUAACAUCAAUAAUGAGGAUAAAGGAUCAUUCAGCUUUUUAACUCUGCAGCCACCCCCUGUAUGUCGAUCCAGAACAAAAGCAGAUAAAAGAAGUUUUAGAAAAACAAGAGCUGCGCCUAGUCCUACUCCUGUCUCCUUAAAUGGCAUGCCACCCGUACCCAAUAGAUUUCGACAUCAGCCUGAAAUGUCAGCAACAUCCGAUGAUGAAGUUUCCAAUUCAAGUGGCAGUCGCAGAAAUUCUUCAAAUGAUGAUCAAGUAAGGCAUUUUUUCUCUGCUCCCACUAAGAAGGACGAAAUACAGUAUUUGGAUCUUGAUCUAGAUUCUGAACCAUCGCCCAGCCCUAAAACUCCCGAGAGACUGUCCGCCUCCACCGUUUACAAGAAGGUUGAUUUUGUGAAAACUAAAGCUUUUAAUGAAAUGCGCCAGAAUGUUGAAGAAUCUUACAGGAAAUCUCAAUGACAUCCUGUUUAAUUUUAUUUUUAUUGUGUUAAGGUGGACAUACAGCCAUAAUAUAAAAAACUAUUAUAUUUAUUUGAAUAUACCUAGUCUUAUAAUUAUUGUAAAUUUUGUCACACCAAGGUUUUGUUGCUUGACAUUUGAUGUUUAAUUUUAAUGCAUUUUGGUAAUGACUUGAAUUAUAGUGCCUUUUGCAGGUUUUUAUAUAAGUUUUCAUUAUAAAAUAUAAAAAAGCUUUUAUUUGCUUCUCAUUAAAGUUAGUGCCUCUUCCAGCAUUUAAGUUUUGAAAGAUUUCAAAAUUAUGUUAUAAUGUUAGAUAAUUUUUGUUUCGUUAUGAUUUUUAUAUUUAUUAUAUGAGAUUUUAUAUCUCUUUCCCACUUAAUUACUUAUGUAGUCCUUUUUUUUAAAAAAAAAAUAAUGAAAGUUAUUGUGGAUUUGUAAAAUAUUAUGUUUGCAUUAAGUCUUUAAAAUUGAUUCAUACUAUUUUUCUGGUAUGUUGGUCUUAUACAAAAAGUUUAGAGAAAUUAAGUGCAUUUUAAUUGGUUUCUUGAGAGAAAAGUACGGUCUGUGAUAAAAAGUAUGAUUUGUUUCAUAAUAUACGGUCUUUAAAUUUUACAUAUUUAAUCAAUUCAUCGAUAAUUUCUAUUAUGUAUAGUUUUCUUUGACUUAUACUUUAAUACAAAAAUUUAUGCUUAUCUAUCAAUUUAUAUGUAACAGUUUAGCUUUAAUAAUUUAAAUUUGAAUAGAAUAAUUUAUUUUUUUAAAUUUUAAUGAUCACAAAUUAUUUUUUAUAAUCUGUGGUUUAGUCUAAGGCCUGUUAUUUGAUGUAUCAACAUCAAAUUCAAAAGAGUAAACUGAUUCCUGAAUUGGUACAAUGAAAUCUUAUAUCGAGCUACAAAAUAUCCACAACUGAUUGAAACUUUUUUACUGCAAAAUCCCCGAGAAAGCACUAAAAGUUUUAAUAUUUAAGAAUGUAUAUUGCAUUGUUCUGGCUACAACAUUAAGCAUUCAAACCUCCUUUAAUGACUACCUCUAAACAACGGCAACAUCCAAAGAACUGCUUUAUGUUUAUAGAAUUAAAUGUCUACUAUUGGAUUAACAUUAGGGUGAACCUCUGAACAACGAUUUCCAAACAACGAUCACCUAUUGUUAGUAUGAAUUUUUGAUCUUUUUUUUUCUUCACUAUUUCAUCUUCAGCCUGCAAUAAUUUUAAUUGAUCACUACUAAAUCUAUUUUUCCUUAACCAACAUCACAUUCCAGUUAUUGAAAAAUAUCAAUUUUUAAUCUUACAUGUGGAAGUCAAUCAUAGGUAUAAAAUUAAAUUUCAAUUCUAUCUUCUACAUCUAACCUUUCAUGUGUGGAUUGCUUAAAUUAACUAAAUCUUGUUCCAGCCUAGCAUUUACAUUGGACUUACAAUUCCUGAUGCAUCAUCAGUCAGCAUUCAAUUCAGACUUAACACUGAAUUCUCUUUAAAACAUCAGACUAAAAAUUUGAAAAAAGACUUUAGUUAAUGCAUAAGCGAAAUAUGAGUGGUUAUCGCAAAUGAAAAUCCCUUGCAUUGAAGAAUAAAAUCAAAGAUGAUGAAACAGUAAUGAGCGCAUGAAAAUUAGUUAGGAUAGAAUGAUGAUAUUUUUUUAAGAAGAGAUAAAAGGUUGUUUUAAAUUAGGAAAAUGGUGAGCAUGUUAAAAGAUAUUACAAUUCUUUACAUGUGUUUUGUAUCUGAAUUGAAAAAAAAAAAGUGAAAUUGUGAACAAAAACGAUUUUACAAUUUAAAAAAAAUAAUAAAGGGACCUGUCAAAGACGAUUCAACUUAUGAGUUUUUAUUUUGAUGAUACUGAGCGUGUCAACAAUUUAAUUAAAGAAUCCUUUUUUUAUCAGCCAAUUAAUGAUAUUGUGUUUCAAUUGAUCCAAUUUUGACAUCAUUUAAUAGAUUAUUAUAAUCAGGAUUUUACAAUAUUUUCUAAAAGUUAGUAUUUGGUAAUGAAUUUAGUAGAAAGAUUAUUUAUAUUUUGGAAAUUUGUAACCAAUAUAAUUUUGUUCAAAAUAUCUGAUGCUCUUUUAAAGUGAUUUAUAUCAAUUUGACUAUGUAGCUAUUUGACUAUAUUUGAUUUCUCAACUUUUAAUUUUUUUCCCAAUAUUAAAAUUUUUGACCUUGCAUUUUAUCCUUAAGCAUUUAAUUACUAGUUGGGGUGUUUCCAAUUGUCUUCUUAUUGGCCUAUUUGUGAAUAGUUUAUCAAAUUUUUAAUUGAAGAAUAGUUUACAUAUUUAUGGUGGGUUAAUUCUGGGUUUUAGAAUGUAAGUUGGAAUAUAGAGAGCAUAGUUAAAAUCAAGCUUACAUUUAUACCCAUACCAUCUCAAAUACUAAAAGUAUUUAAGUAUUGCAAUUGAUAUUCACUUUCACACUAUAUGCUGCUUGCUUUUGUUCUUAAUCUGGCUUUAAGAUAGUAUAAAUUAUUUCAAGGGGAAAAAUUAGUGUCAUUGUUAUUUUUUGAAUGAAUAGAUUAUAAUCACAAAGUAUAUAACAAUGCAUCUUUGUGUUUAUAAAAACCAUGUGAAAAUCAUGCAAAUUAAAACAGAUAUUUAGUGCUUUGAGUGCAAGUCUAGCCAUAUUUUUUUAAAGUUAAUAUUAUUUAUCUGUUUUUCAGGCCUUUGGCUAUCUCUUCUGUAUUGAAGUAUGUGUUUUUCCCUAAUUAACUAAACAUGAAGUGUAUUUUGAAAAUUUGCUAUAGGGCACUAUUUUGUCUUUAAUUUUUCUUCAAUAUUCUUGUAAUUUUCACAAAUCCUGCAUAGUAAAAUAAGUGAGAAAUUGUUUAUUGGAUAACUUGUAAAAACUUGUUGAUUCACAUAUUAGGAAUAUAUUAAAUGCAUGGUCAACUGAAAGAUUUGAAAUUGUACAGUUGGCCAGUUGGCUCUAAUAAAUGGAUGAAAAACUAUUUUUAUGAUCAGUAGAAAUUUAAAAUUGCUGUAAUCAAAAGAUACAAGACCCUGUCUAAUAUACAAGAAAGCAUUCUAUUUUUCUGUGUUCAAAUGUUUCUGACAUUCUUUUAUUGUCUUAUUUUUAAGAUUGGCAAUAUAUUACUAUUGACUAUAUUUAAACUAUUGACGAUUUAUGAAUUAUUGCUUUACAAUAUUUAUACUAUAUAUGUAUAUUUUAUUUUUGGAUUGACCUUUUAAAAAAAUUAUUGUGUUGCACAUUGUGUUAUUAAGCAAAAUUUAAAUAUUGUACAGAACUGAUCUAUAUUAUACAAGCUUAAAUGUUUCCUUUUUCAAACAAAUAAAUUUUCGAUUUUGUAAUUUUAUUCAAAAGUAAAUAAUGUUUGCAAUCGUGGAUUCUUAUAAUACUUGAAAUGUCAUUGCAAACAUGUUUUGUGUUCAUUUUAUUUCUGCAUUGAAAAGCUGUCAUUUCAUUUCAAAAAACAAAGUGUUCAAUUUCUCAUAACAAUCAAGAUAUAUAUCAAGAUUGUGUUGUAAUAUUGUGGUUGCUUAUGGUGUUAAAAUAUCUUACUUACAGUACCUUCAUUUUUUCUUUCAAAAAUUGUUUAUAUUCAAUUAUUAAUUUUGAUAAUGAUUGAAGAUAUAGACAUUCUAUUUUUUCCCUUUUAAACCUGUUUUUUUCCCAGUUAUUUUUAGAUAACUUGUUAAUUUUAUAAAUUUUAAAUGAACAUUCUCUUUUAUUACAAAAGCAUUUUCUUUUCUUCUUUUUUUUUGUACUGUCUUAUCAUUUAUUUAACAGAUCAAUGAAUAUUUCCAUCAUGUUAUUUAAAUAUCAAUCCGUUUUAUAGAAACUGCUUUUAUUUAAUUUUCCUUUAUACAAAAUAUGGACUUCAUUUUAUAGUUUAUUAUACAAUAUAUAUUUUAAUAAUUUUUUUAUUCUUUACUUUAUUGUUUUGUUAUUUAUUAUUCUGUCAAAAAAACUUAUUAAGAAGCUAAGUUUUAACUAUCUUAACUUAAGUAAUUUGAACAAUUUAUCUGGAGAAAAAAAGUACCAUAUUUGUACAUUCAUUACUCCUGUGCAUUUGGCAGCAAUGUUCUGUGUAUCUAUAAGCACAAGUGUGGCACAUUCUUCAACUUAAGUACCUUCUCAUUUUGUUAGAUUUGCUUUAACUUUUAAAGUCAUUGCUUUUCAGUUAUUCUGUGUGAAACAAUUAAUCAGACUUCCAGACGUGAAAUAAUAGCUGACAUUCCGUUUUAUGACGCGUAAAACAUUUUUUUCUGGCUAGCCUUUCGCAACUCAUGACGAGGUUAAUGUAACAGUCUUAAUCUGAUUCAGGUGGCUGAAUUCUACGUUGCAGUGAGUGCCAAGCUAUGACAUAUGCUUAAUUCCUAUGUUUAAAUGCCAGGAAAGUAAUUUAAGAUGUGGAAAUUUUUCUGCAAUGAAACGCAAAUGAAAUAAAUAUUUUGUCAUGUCCGAAUGGUACUUAAUCUCUGGUUGGGCUUUUGUUUAAUGACUGUUUUUUGUCGAGAACGUAAUUAUUUUUUGACCCAUAUCAAAUAUGUGACUUUUUUUUUAAUGUUUUAUUUAUAAUAAUUCAUUAAAUCUUUUUUGUACUGUUAUAAAAUAUGUCUCCCUACUAUUUUCCUUUCAAAGCUACAUUUUUUUUUAAAAAAAAUUCUGAACAGUUUCUGAACUUUGCUGGUUCCUAUGCAAAACUAUUGUGAGGUCUUAAAUAUUUUCUUUCUGCAGUAUCCCAAGGAUUUCACUUAAGAGUUUGGCAUAUUAUUGAAAUAAAUGAAUUUUUUCUUUCUCAAAUUUUUUUUCUUUAAAGCAAGCAAUUUAACCUUUUUUUUUCUUUAAAUUUUAUACUAUUAUUUCAUUUACUUUAUGUUAUGUAUACAGAAUGAGUGGCUCUUUCUGUUUAAGCACCCAGUUUGAAUAGUUAUCGAAAGAUGUCGUUUAAUCUCAAUUUUUAUAAUUUUGAUUUAUUACUCUUUUUUUUGUGGGACCCUUAAAAAUAUGAAGACUACUACCUUUUUCUAUUUUAUUUGGCAAAAUAAAAGAAAAUGUUUCUUAUACUGAUAAAUAAUUUACGACACCACCAGCGUGGAAACCUAUGCAAACACUCCACGUGCCCCAAUUUUAUGACCGCUCUGUUUUCAGAAAUGUAUAGAAUAGGAAUUCUAAAUCAGUUUGUUAUAGUAUAAAUAUUUCUACUAUGAAUUUUAUUUUUCAUAAAUGGAUAGAAAUAAAUUGUAUAAGCUUAUUGAAUCAGAAAUUAUUUUUUUUUAAAAAUGACAAUUUAUUUUUGUAUCUCAAAAUCAUCACAUGAAUAUUAUGUGCUAGAAAGUGCACUUCUGCUAUACAUAAAAAAUUUUUACUUGUUGAAUUUUGAAAAUUAUUCUAUAGUUCUUUAGCUUGCUUAUUUGUUUUAAAAGCUAAGAACUUUGUUUAUGUGGCGUUUUUCGCACAGUGUACAUAUAAUGAUAUGCAUGUUAAAUAUUUAAAUGCUAGUUUUGCUACUUUGUAUUUUUAAGAACAGUAUUUCAUGUAACAUUUCUAUGUGAUUGUUUUUGUAUAGUUUUUUAUGCUCUCGAAAUUAUUUUAUAUGUAUAAUAAAAAAAUAUUGUUUAUUGCUUCUUA
Molecule: messenger RNA, 8000 nt
Organism: Parasteatoda tepidariorum (common house spider)
Lineage: Eukaryota; Metazoa; Arthropoda; Arachnida; Araneae; Theridiidae
Gene: dos
Product: daughter of sevenless
Biological process (GO): signal transduction
Cellular component (GO): cytoplasm
Molecular function (GO): signaling adaptor activity
Source: RefSeq, a predicted model, not a curated record